AUGAAACUAGAAAUAGUAACACUUUUGUACUUCUUGUACCUUGCCACACCAUGUCUCGCCUUUGCGAACGAGGCCAAGCGCCUCGUCGAGUUCUCCAGAACAAGAAGGUCGAUGAAUCAUCCUCGAGAUGAUGCAUCGGAGAAUAUUUACAAUUACACAAACUUGUCGGCAUAUGUCGGUUCACAAGAUGGCCUCAGAGAGACAGAUAAGAUUACCGCAUUGCCCGGGCAACCUAAUAAGGAAGCGGAAUUUGAUCAGUAUGCCGGAUAUGUGACGGUGGAUGCGAAAGCCGGGAGGGCACUUUUCUACUACUUUGUGGAGGCUCUUCAUGAUCCUUCAAAUAAACCUUUAGUUUUAUGGCUUAAUGGAGGGCCCGGGUGCUCGUCUUUGGGAGGUGGAGCAAUGCUAGAACUUGGACCCUUCUUUGUUAACCCCAAUGGCAAAACACUCUACAAGAAUAAUUAUGCAUGGAAUAAUGUGGCAAACAUGCUAUUCCUUGAGAGCCCGGCCGGUGUUGGCUACUCAUACUCCAACACCACUUCGGAUUACGACAACACGGGAGACCAGAGGACCGCCGGGGAUGCCUACACCUUUCUCAUCAAUUGGCUUGAGAGGUUCCCCGAGUACAAGAGCCGCGAUUUCUUCAUUACCGGAGAGAGCUACGGCGGGCACUACGUACCGGAGCUCGCGAAUGUUAUUGUCACCAACAACGGAUUUGCUAACACGACUGCCAUCAAGCUUAAAGGAGUUGCUAUCGGAAAUGCGUUGUUGGAUUGGGACACAAACGAUAAGGGGACCGUCGACUACUUCUGGACCCAUGCCUUGAUUUCUAAGAGCACCCACGAAGCGAUUCAGAGAUACUGCAGUUUCAACGGGACGUAUUCGAACGACUGCGAAAAUGCCCUAUCUUUAACUGUAUAUGAAAGAGGAGACAUUGAUGACUACAACAUCUACGCACCUCAGUGCGUCGAUGGUUCCAAUUCUUCGCAAUUAAAGGACUCGGUGUCGCUAGGCGAUCCUUGUUCCCCGAACUAUGUCGAAAAUUAUUUGAAUCUUCCUGACGUGCAAAGGGCUCUUCACGCAAACACUACACGCUUGAACUACCCAUGGAUAGAUUGCAGUGAUAUUGUGAAUGGUGGAAAUUGGAAAGAUGCGCCAGCAUCUAUGCUACCAUCAAUUAAGCGACUCAUCGCAAACGGCGUAAGAACAUGGUUAUACAGUGGCGACAUUGAUUCGGUCUGUCCGGUUACUUCGACACAGUACUCACUAGACAUUCUUGGACUUCCCAUAGAGGCAUCUUGGCGGCCAUGGUACAGCGACAUUGAAGAGGUCGGCGGCUACGUUGUCGGAUACAAAGGCCUAGUGUUUGCGACAGUCAGAGGAGCCGGUCACAUGGUUCCACGCUACCAACCAAAGAGAGCACUAACCUUGUUCUCGUCAUUCCUUCAAGGGAAACUUCCCCCGGAAGACGUAUCGAUAAAUUGAACAUCGGUUCUCCUUGUUCGCUUCCCAACCAAGAUCACAAUGUGGGUCAUUGUGUCAUUUAUU
Ananas comosus (pineapple) is the source of this 1548-nucleotide messenger RNA. RefSeq names its product serine carboxypeptidase 24-like. The transcript has 8 exons. NCBI's taxonomy places the organism in Eukaryota, Viridiplantae, Streptophyta, Magnoliopsida, Poales, Bromeliaceae. Bases 1 to 1485 code for a protein of 494 amino acids. Gene Ontology annotation, biological process: proteolysis. Gene Ontology annotation, molecular function: serine-type carboxypeptidase activity. Gene Ontology annotation, cellular component: vacuole. The record is from RefSeq and is a predicted model, not a curated record.